Schizosaccharomyces japonicus yFS275 is the source of this 1082-nucleotide messenger RNA. Its product is annotated as TIM23 translocase complex subunit Tim17. The record is from RefSeq and is a predicted model, not a curated record. NCBI's taxonomy places the organism in Eukaryota, Fungi, Ascomycota, Schizosaccharomycetes, Schizosaccharomycetales, Schizosaccharomycetaceae. Gene Ontology annotation, biological process: protein import into mitochondrial matrix; negative regulation of mitochondrial DNA metabolic process. Gene Ontology annotation, cellular component: TIM23 mitochondrial import inner membrane translocase complex; mitochondrial inner membrane. Gene Ontology annotation, molecular function: transmembrane protein transporter activity. The transcript is spliced from 2 exons. Bases 195 to 692 code for a protein of 165 amino acids.
CAUUUUUGUAAAAGACACCCCCGCAAAUAUCCCACUAACCCCCAUCGCAUCCCACCUGUUAUCACCACCAAUUUCGGCAGUAUCCCACUUCGGUCGACGCAUCCCACCUAGCUGAUCCCACUGAUACAACAGCUAAAGACCACCACCAGAUUCUGAACAGUGCAGGCCUCACUUCCUUCAUUUGACAGUGCAACAUGUCGCAGGCAGAUCACUCGCGGGAUCCAUGUCCUUAUGUUAUUCUGAAUGAUUUUGGCGGUGCUUUCACCAUGGGUGCCAUCGGUGGUGCCAUCUGGCAUUCCAUUAAAGGUUGGAGAAAUAGUCCACCGGGUGAAAAACGAUUCUCAGCAAUUGCAGCUGCCAAGGCCCGUGCUCCUGUUUUAGGAGGUAACUUCGGUGUUUGGGGUGGUCUCUUCAGUACAUUUGACUGUGCUGUCAAGGGUGUUCGCCGUAAGGAAGAUCCUUGGAAUGCCAUCAUUGCUGGUUUCUUUACCGGUGGUGCUUUAGCCGUUCGUGGUGGUUGGAGAGCCACGAGAAAUGGUGCUAUUGGCUGUGCCUGUGUUCUGGCCGUAAUCGAGGGUGCCGGUAUCGCUUUGACUCGUGUCUUUGCCGAAAGCAACAGACCCAUUGCUCCAGCUCUUCCCGAAACCGCCGGUGGCAGCAGCGGUACCAGCGUUACUCCAGCUGCUAUCUAAAAUUUGACACAGAGUUGAUGAGUGGAAGGAAUGAAAAAAGCACGGAUGCUUCGGGAGGUGUCCGUACAUUGUUGCUAAAAAGGUGUAAUCCUCUUUCCCUGUCCAUAGAGUUAAUGAGCAGAUAAGGCGUGCGGCGCUUGACAAUCACUUCCCCCGUUGCUGGUUUAAGGACGUUCUGUGCUGUUACAUUGUUUUGUCCUGUGUCGUCGCACUGUCUUCAGGUUUCAUGACUGUUCUUUCUCAUUUUCAUAUAAUUGUUUUUCUUUUGAUUUCUACGACAAGCGUUGCUGACUGGUGUUCCAUGAAAGUGAAUGGUUUACGCUGCAGGUCGUUUUGUUUUUAUCACCAUUAAAUACCGAGUCCGUUCUUUAGUGUCUAAUAAACUCACAG